AUGCGCGCCCGGCUGGUGCUGAACGGGCUGACGGCGGAGCUGGGUGCGGGGGGCGCAGGCCCGCCCGCCUCGCCCGAGCCAUAUCACGAGCUAGAGCUGUACCGCCAGCUGCUAGCGCUGCCGCGUCGCGCGCUCACUCCCGACCCAGAGCCACCACCACGAGACGAGUCAGCGCGGCGGUGCCGCACGCCCGCGCCCGCGCACACACGCGCACGCGCCCGCCUCGCAGCACGCGCCGUCCCACGCCCCGCUAAG
This is a messenger RNA of Parnassius apollo (apollo), 255 nucleotides long. Lineage: Eukaryota; Metazoa; Arthropoda; Insecta; Lepidoptera; Papilionidae. The record is from the annotation of a GenBank genome assembly.